ACCAAGAUGGCCGCGCCCAUGGGUCGAAUGCUUCGCGGCUCUCUGUGGGGGUCCUCGUGGGGGUCCCCGUGGGGGUCCCCGUGGGGGGCCCCGUGGGGGGCCCCGUGGGGGUCCCUCAGGGCGCUGCCGCGACUUUGCCCUCGGAGGCCGCGCUCGGGGGUCUCAUCUGGUCGUGAUUUCGACCUCCUGGUCAUAGGCGGAGGAUCGGGAGGUCUGGCCUGUGCCAAAGAAGCGGCUGAGCUGGGAGCCAGAGUGGCCGUUCUGGACUACGUGGCACCAUCACCCCAAGGUACGCGCUGGGGUCUAGGUGGAACCUGCAUCAACGUUGGCUGCAUCCCCAAGAAGUUGAUGCAUCAAGCAGCACUCCUAGCUGGAGCCCUGGCUGACGCUCCACACUUCGGAUGGCAGCUCCCUCCUCAUCAGCAGCACAGACACUCGUGGUAGCGGAGCUGCUGAUGAGGAUGAUGAUCGUCGAAGCGGCUCGCUCGCUCACCGUUCACUC
Petromyzon marinus (sea lamprey) is the source of this 502-nucleotide messenger RNA. The record is from RefSeq and is a predicted model, not a curated record. NCBI's taxonomy places the organism in Eukaryota, Metazoa, Chordata, Hyperoartia, Petromyzontiformes, Petromyzontidae.